AAGCUCGUCUCCUCGGACGCCGCGGCGCAAGACCAGUUCGGUUACUCCGUCGCCAUCCACAACGAGAUCAUCGUCGUCGGCGCGACCAUGGAAGAAGUCGCCGCCAAUUCGGGCUCGGCCUACAUCUUCAAGACUUCCGACGGCGGCGCGACCUGGCCCCAGGUGGCGAAGCUCGUCGCGCCGGACGCCGAGGCGAGCGACCGCUUCGGCUACUCCGUCGCUGUCGAGGGCAACCUCGUCGUCGUCGGCGCAUUGCAGGACGACACCUACGCGGGCUCGGCGUACGCGUUCCUCACGUCGGACGGCGGCGCGACCUGGGACCAAGGCGAAAAGUUCGUUGCCGACGAUCGCGCGGCGGAAGACCGCUUUGGCACUGACGUGGAGAUAAGCGGCGACGUCGUCGUCGUUGGCGCGCACACUGCGCACACUGCUUGGCGCCAACCGACGGGGGCCGCCUACGUCUUCCGCGCAACCGACGGGCGCGCGGGCUGGACGCAAGAAGCCAAGCUCGUCGCAAGCGACGUCGCGGCAAACGACCUCUUCGGUUAUGCAGUUUCCAUCAACGAGGCCGGAGACGUGAUCGCCGUCGGUUCAUUCCUUGACAACGACCACGGCUCCUGGUCUGGCUCGGCGUAUGUCUUCCGCACGACGGACGGCGGUGCGACCUGGACCCAAGCGGCCAAACUUGCCCCAGGCUCGGAAAACUAUCGCUUCGGCGCAAGUCUCUCCAUCAGUGGCAACACACUCGCCGUCGGCGCGUACGGGUCCGACACCUUCACUGGCCGUGCUUACCUCUUCUCAACGACGGACAACGGCGCGAGCUGGACCCAAGACGCCAAUUUGCAGGGCAGCGGUUACGCGGUGAACGACCGCUUCGGUGAACACCUCGUCCUCAGUGGCAACCGACUCGUCGUCGGGGCG
Messenger RNA from Aureococcus anophagefferens, 921 nucleotides. RefSeq lists its product as hypothetical. The transcript has a single exon. The annotation marks the transcript as partial. The record is from RefSeq and is a predicted model, not a curated record. NCBI's taxonomy places the organism in Eukaryota, Pelagophyceae, Pelagomonadales, Pelagomonadaceae.